AUUUUGGAGAUGAAAUUGGAGGUUUUUUGGAUGGAGAAGGAGGGAUUUGGGAGUUGGAGAUUGGGGUUCUUCGUCAGAUCUUGCCAGGAAUGCGAGAUCAGAGAUUGAGAUUUUAUCAACAGAAGUGUGAUAAGUUUGAAAAUAUUUUACCACCAUAUACAACAUGCUUCUAUGCUGGGGAUGAAGCUUGCCAGCCACACCGAUUGACGAUAGAGGUUCCUGACAAAGGUGCUCUUGGGUCCUAUGGACUUGAUGAUGUGAGAAAUUACACAUCUAUACACUUAACAAAAAUGCCUGAGGUUCAUCAAUUUCAAUAUGAAGCUUCAGAGGAGGACCUCAAAUAUGCUUUACUACAUGGUUCCCAAGGCUUUCGACAACAUAUGAUAGAUCGAGGGGAUAAAUUAAUCACUGGUCAUGAAUAUGAGGAAGCCCAACAAUGAAACUCAUCAAGUGAAGCCUUUGGUAGUGAGCAUGAGGAGGAGAUACAUUUACAUGAUGAAUUGUUUGUUGCACACAAUGAUUCAAUUGUUAUUCCUGAACCUCGGUUGGAAAUCAUAUUGAAUUUCAACAAAUGGGAGACAAAAAUGAUGAGGAGGGUGUUCAAUAUGAUGAGCAAUCCACACCCACAAGUAGAGUAGUGCCUUCUAGAAAGAGGACAUAAAGGAAAAGGACAUGGAUAGAAACAACCUGAAAUAACAUGCAGUUGCAGGACAAGCAAAGAACUGUUAAUCACUGUCAUAGUCUACAGUUAUUAUAUUAUCUUUAGUUAGUCUUCUGUUAGUUACAAUAGUUCACCUUGGAUUAUCAUAUAUCAUACAACGAAUACCUUCAAUUAGUUUGUUUAGACACAGUCUUGAUUUGCAUUAGUUAAAGUCAAAUAAAGCAUCAUAAGUUAUUUCAGUCUUACAUUGGAUAAAUAAGAUGUUAGUUUUCAGUUAUCUUUGCUUUGUAUAUUCCCUCAAAUAAAGCAAAUUGUGCAUGCAAAGUCUUUCUGCAGUUUUUUGUCCAUGUCAUUGGGCAGUUAAGGUGCUGUAACAAAAUCACAACAAUAUGUUGUAGACUUUAUUAAAGAUUUGGUUUUGAUUGUA
Molecule: messenger RNA, 1088 nt
Organism: Cryptomeria japonica (Japanese cedar)
Lineage: Eukaryota; Viridiplantae; Streptophyta; Pinopsida; Cupressales; Cupressaceae
Exons: 5
Coding region: 90-440 (116 amino acids)
Source: RefSeq, a predicted model, not a curated record